UACAAACGCGAAUUCAAAGUUAUGGCAAUUGCGAAAAAAUCUCUAAAAAUUAAAGGAAGGCAAUUAAUUUUCAAGAGCGCCUUGGAACUGACCUGGAAGCAAUUUACUUCAACAACUUCAAUUCAUGGUCUCAAAAAUACGUCUGAUUCAAGAGGAACUAUAAAAACACGAAUAACAUGGGCAACUAUCACAAUUAUUUGUUUUAUUUGUGCAAUAAUUCUCAUGAAAACAUUCUUGAUGCGAUACAAAUCUAAUCCUACGAGAAUAAAUCUAAAAACGAGUUUCGGUCAAAUAAAUGAAAUAGAAUUCCCUGCUGUGACAUUCUGCAAUCCUAAUUUCAUGACUCUUUCUCGAAUAAAAGUUCUGCAAGAUUCUCUUGAAAUUCCAUCGAGUUUGGAAGAUUUAUCGGACUCGGACAUUUUUCGUUUUAUAAAAUAUACUGCAGGUUUUACUAAUUUCAUCACCGAUUUCAACGAAAGUGAACUUCCGCAACUUCAAGAGUUAAUGCAACAGAAUCGCUAUGAUGUAGCGCUAACAAUGAAAAAGCUUAUGUAUCCAUGUUCAACACUUCUGUAUAGAUGUCGAUGGGAGGGAAAAUUUAUUGAUUGUGAAAAACUUUUCUCAAUCUCUGAAACUUACCAAGGAUUUUGUUGUUCGUUUAAUAUUUUAAAAACGUCAAUUAUUUCUCCAAUGACACAAAAAAAACAUUAUAGGAUUAGAAACACUGAAUUUUUUGGACCCGAUAUGGGAUUAAGUGUUGUUUUGAAUCCACAAAUAGAGAAAUAUGCAAUGACUUCAAUAAAUAGUGAAGGAAUGGAAAUAUUAAUCAACCAUCCAAAUUUAUUCCCGAGUCGAAGUGCGAUUAGACGAAUGUUACCGCACAAACAAGAAACAUUUGUCGAAGUCAGACCUGAGCGAACAGAUUGCUCUCAAGCAGUUAGAACUUUAGCUAUAUCUGAUAGAGGCUGUGUGUUUGAUAAUGAGCACGAGUUGAGAUUUUUUCCAACAUACAAAGAAGAAAACUGCUACGUCGAAUGUUUCAUGCAACUUCAUAUUGAUACUUGCGGUUGCCUUCCAUAUUUCUACUACAACACUGAAAAUGUUCCAAUUUAAACCUGUAUUUGUCCUUCAGAAUGCAAUGGACAGUCAUAUGAAAUUCGUAUAAGCUCCACAAAUAUUGAUUCUAUUAUAUCAGCUCCCAAUGAUUCUUUUUACUUUAAUGUGACAAAAAAUCAUAUGAUUGUUCACGUUUACUUUGUGUCACAAGUUUACAGAGUUUUCAUUCGUUCGUUACUGACAAAUUUGAUUGAUUUGAUAGCAAAUCUUGGGGGCGUAUAUUCACUUUUGAUCGGUAUGUCAACACUUUCAUUUCUUGAAAUCCUCUAUUUCUUCACAGUUCGACUUUAUAUCAAUUACCAAAAGCUAAAAAUAGAAAGUUUAAAACCUAAAAUGUUUUCAAAACGAAUGAAAGAAUUAAAUAUUACGUCAUUAAAAGUCCCAAGAUUGAAUACUGCAAAAAUUAAUCACCCUCACAAUAAACUCAACAAAUGA
Clunio marinus is the source of this 1551-nucleotide messenger RNA. The record is from the annotation of a GenBank genome assembly. Lineage: Eukaryota; Metazoa; Arthropoda; Insecta; Diptera; Chironomidae.